CGAACAAUUCACGAAUCGGACACAGCUAGUAUGACGUGUAUGUCGGUACCUUCAGUAACAACCGCGUUAGAGAACGACUUUCAUCGGUGAAGUGUGCCGCGGUCAGCUGCUGCAGGACAUGUCAAUUAUAUAUGAUAGACAUCACGAAAUUCUGCUCCGGUGGCUGCGCUCAACAGCCGAGACGUCGCUUUAGGCGGAAAAGGAAAGAAUCGGAAGGUCUGUAUUCCACUCCACGCUGCAGACAAAAGGCGGAGGAUGCGCGAUGCCGUGUUUGCGGAAAUGUUCGUAAGAAUAUACAGAAAUCAAAGACGUGCCGCGGUCCGGUUUUAGGUGGAGCUGUCUUCAAUGACAAACCUGCACCGAAGAUGAGGAAGAGUGUUGAUAAUGGCUUCAUUGCUGAAGUUACCAUACGGCUGCUGCUUUUAGCUGUGUUUAUCGUAACAGAGCACCUGCCUCCUUUCAGCCGAGAGAUCCAGCCUGAGGAACUCUGGCUUUAUAAGUUCCACCCGGUCAAAAGGGACCAUGUGCCUACCCGCCUCAUGUUUACCAUCGCCCUUUGCACUCCAUUGGCGGUUAUUUUCUUCUUCGCCUUCUUGAAACAAGGUGGAAAAGAUGUUAAAGAAGCAUCUCUGGCUGCAACUUUGACGCUGGUGUUGAAUGGAGUUUUCACGAAUGCAAUCAAGCUUGCCGUGGGCAGGCCACGGCCUGAUUUCUUCUACCGAUGUUUUCCGGAUGGCCAGAUGAACCCGGAGCUUCACUGUAGCGGUGACCCCGAUGUAGUAAUGGAGGGCAGGAAAAGCUUUCCUAGUGGACACUCUUCCUUUGCUUUUGCUGGUCUGGGCUUCACUGCCUUAUAUGUGGCUGGAAAGCUGCACUGUUUUAGCCCUUUAGGCCGGGGUAAAGCCUGGAGGUUGUGUGCCUUCCUCACCCCCCUUCUCAUUGCCGUCUUGAUCGCCCUUUCCAGAACAUGUGACUACAAACAUCACUGGCAAGAUGUGUUGGUGGGGUCUCUCCUCGGCUUAGCUUUUUCUUACUUAUGUUACCGACAACAUUAUCCACCUCUGAACGACUCAGACUGCCACAGACCCCUCCGACCGAGAGAGCCACCGGCACCCACGCAAGAGCGCAAGCAGACCAACCAAGGCUACCUUUUACCUUUGUAGGGACUUAAAUUCUGCUACACCCAACUCAGACCAACAAUUUAAUACUGUGUGAAUGUACCUUACAGCUGACUUGGGAUACAUACGCCUUCUAAUGUCAGUGGCUGCGAUUAUGUCUCUUUAUGCGUGCUACCAUCCAACGGGUAAUGGUUUUUGCCUUUCUGUACUGUUGUAGACAUUCCCAAUGAAUGUUUUGUGUGUUGUAGGCCUGUCUUUUUGAAAACUAUUUAUCAUUUGUAUCUCUUUGAAAUGUAUAUGUAAAAUAUCCCAGUGAGAGACCUCAAUGUAUGUUAAAACAGCUUCUAGGUCUAUUUUACAAUACAGCAGACAUAUUUAUGGAACUCUUGUGUACGCACAAAGGAAAUUUUCUCCCAGUAUCUUUGUCAAUAAAGUUUGUGAUGAUUUGUAUGUAUCGGCUGAAUUGUGGUCAGAUCAUUGGACGGUGUGUCAAGACUAUACCCUAUAGAAUAGAGCAAUAUUUGCUAUGAGGAGGACUUUGGCCAGUGUGCUGUUUACUGUUCAUAGAUAAGGUGGUGCAGUUUGGAACAUCAUCAUCAAAACAAUGUCCUAAAAAUGUGUCAGUAUCAAUAUAGUUGCAUUAUUGUCUAGUUAGAUCAAUAUGAACCUAAAGAUUUUAAGUUCAUGCUACUGGUUUUCAAGGGUAUACCUCCAUUAAAAAACACUUGGCUGAAUUUGUUUGUUAUUAAAAUGAAUUAAAAUAAAAGUUAUUAAAAUAAA
Messenger RNA from Triplophysa rosa, 1898 nucleotides. RefSeq names its product phospholipid phosphatase 5 (gene plpp5). Lineage: Eukaryota; Metazoa; Chordata; Actinopteri; Cypriniformes; Nemacheilidae. Gene Ontology annotation, biological process: phospholipid metabolic process. Gene Ontology annotation, molecular function: phosphatidate phosphatase activity. The transcript has 8 exons. The coding region runs from base 132 to 1163 and encodes 343 amino acids. The record is from RefSeq and is a predicted model, not a curated record.